UUCGCCAUGUCUUAUGAGUGAGGACCUUUCCGAACACGGGAAGCGAUGGGGAUGAGAGUGGCUGUGCUGUUGCUUGUUGUUUCUGUCAGUCUGACUGAAGCAGCAGGAUGCAUACCUACAACUAGUCCGUGGUGUUACAAAAAUUCUACUUUUCUGGAAGAGGACUUUAUGUGUAAAUGGGAUAAGAGAAACCCUAAGGAGAAUCAGACACACACUCUUUUUAUAUGGGACAGUGAAAAGAAAAGGUUUAUUAUAAGUGCGAACUCUGGCGAUCAUUCAGGGAGAUAUAUUCUCUUGGAGGAACUAGGAAUCACAACAAGAAAGACGGACAUAUGGGUACAAACACAAGUGGGCAAUCUCACCUGCAAUUCUAGCAAAAUCUCAGUCAUCCUUGAAUGCUUGGUCAAAUACAGUGCACCUCAGAUUACCAGAAUGAAAAGGUCUGCUGGAAUCCUGUCUCUCAAACUGGACAAACCAAAGGAUAAAAAAAGUGUUAAAUACGAGAUCAGAUGGAGGGAGAGAGGCUCCGAAUGGCAGAAUGCGACAUUUGAAACUGAGGACAGCACUAGCCAAGAUUCCUACAAGCUACAUCUACAGAAACAGACGAUCUACCAAAUCCAACUGAGACGACAGGCCAAACUUCAGCCAAGUAUAUGUAAAGACUCACUACAAACUCUCUGGAGUGACUGGAGCCCAGUGGUGGAUGUUCCCUUAGAAAUCAGCCUCUCUCUUGUACGCCCACUUGUAAAAAAAUGGACGAAUGGGACCAGGCAUAUUAAUCUCACCUGGGACGAACCAUCUGCUGAACAGUCUGUUGGGGGUGUAGAGUACAAGCUGAAUGUUAUAGUUUGGCCUUGUGAAAAAUCCAAGAGAAAGGAAAAGCUAACUUUGAAUCGAACCUUUAAAACCUCAAUAACAUAUUCAGAGGCCAGGAUUUCCAUUAUUGCAACUAACAAGGUUGGAAGUUCACCUCCACUGGAGAUCGUCAUUCCCGCUGUGAAACAUCUGAGCAAUUGUGACAAGCCCUCUAAUAUCACCCAGAAUUAUCAAACCUGCUUAGAAUGGUACAAGCUGGAAAACGGUGAGACCCGAAUAAGUACAGUAAACAGCUCAGGCAAAAAAUCAUUCAAGGACAUCGAAAAAGGGGUGGAGAAAUUUGUACGUCAUUAUUACUUUCUUCACACCUUGAGAAAGAAACAUCUUCAAACUGUUGAUAUGUGUCCUUUUUACUCAGAACAGGGAGCACCUGUUAAAGGUCCAGGGAAUGUGAAUAUUUCUAAUGUGACGCAUGAAUCAGCCGUGGUCCGUUGGCUUUCCAUUCCUGUGGCGGAGCAGCGAGGAUUUAUACUGCAUUAUCUCAUUUGGAUUUCAGGACAGGGAAACACGACACUCCAUGAAGUCCAAGCAAAUGAAACCAGCUUCAAGAUCAAGAACCUCCACCCAGGGGCCUCUUACACCGUUUCUAUAGCCGGAGAAACAAUGGCUGGUAAAGGGCCGAACUCAACGGUGAACUUUGAAACACACACAGAAGAAAUGGGCUUAUCAUGGCAGGACCAGACCAUCCUGAGCGUCUGUGUGGUUGCCCUCUUGUGUACUAUAAUCUGCUCUGUUGCUGUCAGGAGAUUUAGGAGUAAGUUGAUACCUAAAGUGCCCAGUCCUGUGAUUGAUACAUCAGAAAUCAGAUGUCCACAAGAUCAGGACCUGAGACAGACGGAGGAAGUGCAUGAAUUUGUUCUCUUGCUACGUCAAGAUCUCAGCAAACCCAGUGAAAACGUGACGCCUGAACAGAGCACUUUACUGCAAGGCUUCGGCCUUGUCGUCUUUGAGGAGGAAGACGAGGUAGACGAGGAGGGUGAAGUUACUGACUUGAGCUCUAUGAAAUCCUGUUGCUAUCCGAAUCCUAGUUACAGAGGACAGACGCUACAGCUGCCAGAGCCUUUCCACACGACAGAUAGCACAUUAAAUGACAAUGACACAGAGUCCACAUACAGAAAUGGCCUGUUCUUUGAAACAAGAAUCCUGGAGUGUGACAAAACGUCACUAUAGACUUGUGUGUGACGAGUACUGACAAAUAAACAACCCUAAACAAA
Molecule: messenger RNA, 2090 nt
Organism: Rhinichthys klamathensis goyatoka
Lineage: Eukaryota; Metazoa; Chordata; Actinopteri; Cypriniformes; Leuciscidae
Gene: il12rb1
Product: interleukin 12 receptor subunit beta 1
Exons: 15
Coding region: 46-2046 (666 amino acids)
Biological process (GO): cytokine-mediated signaling pathway
Cellular component (GO): external side of plasma membrane
Molecular function (GO): protein binding; cytokine receptor activity
Source: RefSeq, a predicted model, not a curated record